Rosa chinensis is the source of this 4339-nucleotide messenger RNA. RefSeq lists its product as uncharacterized. Bases 1286 to 2770 code for a protein of 494 amino acids. The transcript has 11 exons. Gene Ontology annotation, biological process: signal transduction. Lineage: Eukaryota; Viridiplantae; Streptophyta; Magnoliopsida; Rosales; Rosaceae. The record is from RefSeq and is a predicted model, not a curated record.
AAUUAUUAGUGCACAUAAAUUGAGAGCUUCUCUUAGUUCUUCCCUCACUCUCACUCUCACUCUCCCACUACCUCUUAUCAGUCGAGUACUCCCAUAAACAGAGUCUUUCCAGCCUAAGGGGAGAGACCAUUUUUGUCGACCCUCCACCCUUUCCUAAAAUCUUAGCCAGCUGACUUCCCACUCUUUCUUACAGAUUUCUUCGAAGCAAGAAGACUUUUUUUUUUUUUUUUCUGUCUAGCUAGAAAACUUUUGUAGAAAUCACAAUUUUCCAUUUAGAUGUAGUGGCAUUAAUUCAAUAUUAACAUCUGUUCUAUCGUAUUUUUAAGAGGUACUACUGAUCGAUUGGUUCUCGUGGAGGCGAUUCCAGCUGAAGUUCUUGGCAUGGGGUCUUGGAUAACAAGGAGCGCAAAGGGCUUUCCAUAUUUAUACGGAGUCUUGGAUAAUAUUAAGCUAUUAGCCACCACCCAAAAGAUUCAGAUGAGAUAUUCUAUGUGAAGUUCUUCUGAGUUUUGAGCAUCUGCAUGAUUUCAUCUACCCCAAAGUUUGGCAUCGUCAGAGCUUCAAAGUGACGACUUCUCUUCAUCACUAACAUUCGACACUAAUAGCUUCGUCAAAGUUUAAAAGCGUCUAAAACAGGGCCCGUUUUGGUUACGAACGAAGUUAGAUGAACAUUCAAACUUUUCAGAAGCAGCGAACAAUAGUGUAGAAAAAAUAGUGCUGCCAAUUUUCUAUGGAAUCAAUCCCUCUAAUGUACGACAUCAAACGGGAAGUUUUGCACAUGCGUUUGCAAAACAUGAAGAAAUGUACAAGGAUAAACCGGGAAAAGUAGAAAGGUGGAGAAGUGCUUUAAGGAAAUUAGCAGAUUUUGCUGGGUGGCAUUCAAAGGACUGGAUUCAGAUGUCAGGCCCAAGGUUCACAAUGAGCCUAACACUCGAUCAUCUUCUCAAAGACAACCUAAACCUCUUCAAUCUAGUGUAAAAGCACAACAUAGGUUUCUCAUCCUAGUUCUAAGGUCCUUUGCCAGUACACUCAGUUGUGGUGCUCCGAAAGCCUUACCCCUUUUCUUCUUUGCUACAGCCACUGCUUGGUCUGCUUGUACCAUCACCCAUCUGGUGUUUCAACAAGGCCAAGAAAAUUCGCAGUAAACUUGGAAGAGAAUUUUGGCUGCUUCAACAUCUUUAGAGACAGAUGCAAGUUAAACCUAGUUUCAAUGAGGACUUCAUUGAGGCAGAAUGCGCUGUAACCCUGUUCUUUUUACCAAGAAGAGGUUCCUCCACUGGUACCAAUGCCAAAGCAUCUUCACAGCGAGCUUCAGCACGACACAAAACCACCAUACCCUUGUUCCUUUUGGGGAGCAGUAUCUACUGUAAAUUUGCGCGAAGAAGAACUCAUUCAAGAUGUUGUUAAAGUGAUAUGGAGCAAAUUGCAUCCCUGUACUUCAAAAUCAGCCAUAAACAAUGUGUCAUCAAUACCGUCUUCGUCCUCUUCUUUUUGUCGACCAAAGCAUGAUGUCUUUCUAAGCUUUAGAGGGGCGGAUACCCGCGCAUUUAUGGGCCAUCUACAUGCUGCAUUAAUUCACCGCGGAAUUUCCACCUUUAGAGAUGACAAAGAUCUUGAGAAAGGAAAGUCCAUUCCCAAAGAACUCGACAAAGCAAUUGAGGGAUCAAAGGUUUGUGUUGUCAUCGUUUCACCAGACUAUGCUUCUUCAAAAUGGUGCUUGAAUGAGCUUUUGAAGAUUCUUGAAUGCGCUUUUGAAGAUUCUUCCUUACCGCAACAUCAUGAAAAAGCCCAUAAUUUGGAGAGCAGAUACAAAAUAAGUAAGUGGAAGGCUAGUUUGCAGAACAAGGAAGACAUCUCUAAUCAUAACAAAAGGAAAAUGGUUAAGCUUAGCCUCACGGUUAAUUAUGAUGGAGAAUGGGCCAGUCCUGUUUACACUGGUGAUAAAACAAAAGAAAUAGUGAUUUCAGAUGACAGUACUCCUGAUGAGCUUCUGGAUCAAAUACAUAGUUUUGUUGGGGUGGAUCCAAAACAAAAUGAGAGCAAUACUGAUGAUAACCAAAGAAUUUUUAUUGGUAAGAGCCUUUCUUCCAGUACGGGCUUCAAGAAUCCACUGCGGAAUGCUUGUGAAAGAAGAAUGAAUGAAGUUCGAGUUUUGGUGAAUUAUGACGGGGAGUGGGUGAAUUCUACAUACGUUGGUGGUCAAACGAAAGGAAUAGUGAUUUCAGAGGAUAUUGCGUAUCAAGGACUAGUGGAGAGAGUGUAUGGUGUUGUCGGAGUUGAUCCACAUGAAUAUAAGCUGAUAUUGAAGACCAGAUAUGAAUCAAAGUUUCCUACUCAACCGGUGGAGAUAAUCAAUGAUGAUGACCUUGCAUUCUUCAUCAAAGAGAACCUUUCACGGGAUAUAAGCUCCCGAAUUCCUUUGUGCACGACUCUUGAACGACGGUCAUUUCCUUAUGGAAGGGUGGAGUCAUCAGAGAACAGCAAUACGGCACAUAUUAACAGAUUUGGGACCUAUCACAGUUACUUUCAUGGUUGGACACCUGAUCCAGUGCCUUAUCUGCAGCAGCCUUUCUACCAGCAGCAACAACCGUCUUACCAACAAACGUGGACAUGGCAGCCUUACUACAAACCUUCCUAUCAGCAGCUGCAAUGGGGAUACCAACAGCCCCAUCAUUCCUACAUGCCGCCACAAUCUUCAUGCCAACAGCCCCCCGAAAUCUUCUGGCAUCACUAUCAGCCCCAUACGUACCCACCAACAUCUUACCAGUAGUGGCUACAUCUUCUUACUUGUCGAAUGGUUUUAGUGCGACUCCAAGCUUGAUUGUCAAAGCAUGCUCGUAGGCCAAAUGUGGGAUUUGAUAUCUGCUCACCUUCUUAGUCUAUUGAAACAAGCUGCUCCUGCUGGUUUGUACGCAACACUUCUGACCCAGCUUUCAGCUGAUGUCAACUUAGAGAUCUGGGUGUGACCGAUGAUAAGGUCCUUUCAGUUCAAACUCAGGUCAGAUAAUCAUUAUAACAUGUGCCCUAUCUGCAGCAACAGGCCUCCUACCCGCACCUAAAUCCUUGUAGCCAGUGAACAGAGUUGCAGACUCACCACAAGAACUAUCAACCUUUCUACCAGCAGUUGCAACCUUCCCACGGUCAGCAGCCACAUACUUCCAACAGAGUCAUUGUGAAAAUUUUUUGAACAGAUAUUGGUGCCCAGCUAGCUUUUGUCUGAAGUUGACUCAACAAUUACUGGACUGUGGAUUACUGGAUUUGCAUCGUACCAACAUACAAGAAAUACUGACUAUAACUACAACGAGUAUAUAUAACACAGCAUACACCAUCCAGCUCAAGUUCAUGAUUGAUUACAUCCAUAUCAAAUUCCAGCUUUCCAAUGAAAAUGUACUGGAUCACACAGUACAAAUGCAAUCUAAGCUUCAGAAACCACGAUUUCUCACUGAUACAAUUUUGCAUUACAUUUUUUUCUAUUAGGAUUUUCUUUUGUUGACUUUUUAAAUGUUCUUUCCCCGACUGUUUUCUUUCUUUUACAGGCAUUUAUGGUUACUCAGACAAACCUUAUUCAAAGACGGGAACGGAUGAAGAUCUUUUUCCGAUUGUUCUCAGGAAGAUCUGCUCCAUGAAUGCUUCUGUCUGGCAUCUUUUUUGGGUGAUCUGAUCUCUCUACAUGUUUGGCUGAUAUCUGAUGUUGUUGCUUUACGAUAUUCAUGUCUUCCUGCAUCUUCUCCAUUUUUGCUUGCAUCUCCUCCAUCCCUAACUUAACAUCUUGUGGUUUCUUCUUGUCAUCCAGACAAGUUGAAAGGGUUUGAUCCUUUAAUCGUUCCUGCACAUUUUCAUACACUUGCUUCCUACCUGCAGCACAAGAACAAUGAAAAGAACAAAAAUUAAAGAUGAGGAAAGAAAAUGGUGGUGAAUGCAGCAACAGUUUGCCCAAGUUGAAAAUAUAUAGUAGUAGUCAGUUCUGUGAAUUAAGGGCCCUGCAAAGUAAGAUAGUUCUGAUCAGCAAAGAUGAAUAUGAACUCAAGCAUAUUUCCAAGUCAAUGUUACUCUAUAGCACAACACUGAAAGCUGGGAAAUACAGAAUUACAGAUCAAACAUGUAAUUCAUCCCAUCAGCAUGGGAUGGAUGCAUUACAAGCUGAGCUUCAGAGCAGUCUGUCAAAUUUGCAACUAUUGCAAAGAGCAAUAGAGAAAUGUGUGUGGAUGGGUUCCGAAGAUGAUGACUAUCACUGAGACCAUAAGAUAGGCAAAGAUCCUUAAAAGAUUGAAAAGAUUUAAAUAUUUCUGUUCAACAGUCGAGAAAUCAUGGGCAAUGUCAGACCUUGUACCAAAUUAAA